AUGGAAGUCUACAUCAAUGUGUACGAUUUAAUGCAGAAUUCCCCUCUAAGCAGAAUUGCUUGGACGUUGGGACUUGGCAUUUACCAUACAGGUCUUGUUUUAGAUGGAAAGGAGUAUGCUUAUGGCGCACAUGCUAUUCCGAAUGCUACUGGUGUCUUUGUAACUGUGCCCAAACCUCCUCUGGAAGGUUGUAGAUGGCGUUGUUCUAUUCCUUUACCGCCUUGUGAACUUUCAAAACAUGAAGUAGACGAGAUCAUCACGCGUCUAAGCAAGGAAUAUACAGGUACCUCAUAUUCUUUGCUGUCGCAAAAUUGCAAUCAUUUCACCGAGGCCGCCGCGAAAGCGCUAACAAACACGACUAUUCCUACUUUUUUAAAUCGAAUGUCAAAAAUUGGUCUCACCUUCCCCUCUAUUACGAAUGCAAUUUUACAAUUAGAUAUCUCCAAGAGUCCAGCUCAAUGCAGCUUGGAGAGAACCAACUCAUCAGAUUCUGACGAAGAAGUUUUAAUUCCUUCAUCGGCUAAACUACAACAAAUAUCAUUUCCUAAAAUUCCUAAAGUUAUCGUUUCACCUCCUGCUGUGAAUACAGACAACUUGGUAUCAGAGUCCCCAUGGAUCUAA
Messenger RNA from Schizosaccharomyces cryophilus OY26, 621 nucleotides. Its product is annotated as PPPDE peptidase family protein. The transcript has a single exon. Gene Ontology annotation, biological process: protein deubiquitination. The coding region runs from base 1 to 621 and encodes 206 amino acids. Lineage: Eukaryota; Fungi; Ascomycota; Schizosaccharomycetes; Schizosaccharomycetales; Schizosaccharomycetaceae. The record is from RefSeq and is a predicted model, not a curated record. Gene Ontology annotation, molecular function: deubiquitinase activity.